AUGAUAGAACGCAACGGUAAUACACAUAAUGACAUGGGCUAUGACAAAGCCAGUGGAAAGUAUGCCACGCCGGCAGAGAUAGAGGCCAAGCGGGAGGCCAGGCGGCUGAAGAAGCAGAAACUGCGAGAAGAACUACUCUCAAGGGGACUGGACCCUGACUUCCCUGCAGAGUGCCAGUUUAUUGAGAGACCCAUAUUGCUGGUUCCCCAUGGUGACAACUACGAGCGUGGCUUACCUCUGAGCAUUAUGACUUAUAACUGCCUAGCACAAACCCUGAUCAGAAGGGAGAUGUUUCCUGAAAGCGGUCCUGCAUUGAAAUGGUUUGUGAGGUCAAAAGUUCUGCUACAUGAGAUCAAGCAUUAUAAUGCCGAUAUCUGCUGUCUGCAAGAGAUAGACGAUGUCCAAUAUGACUUAUUUUGGUCUGAAGAACUGCCAAAAUUUGGAUACAAGACAAUAUACUUCCACCAGGAUAGCAAGAGUCAUGGAGUUAUGAUUGCGUGGAAGGAGGAGUUGUUUCAACUUGAGAGUCACAUGAACAUAGAAUUUGACAAAGAGGCACCGGCUGGUAUACAGCCCAGGACAAGGACAAACAAUGUGGGCCUGCUUGUUGCAUUGGCUUUCACUGAUGCAUUCCGGGCACGAAACAAUAGGAUAAGAACCAGCAGAUCAGGGGUCAUCAUUGGCACAUUCCACUUGUUCUGGCAUCCAUUUGGUACCUAUGAUAGAACAAGACAAUGUUUGGUCAUAAAGAAGAAGAUACUAGAGUUUGCAGGCACGGUGAAAGGCGACUACUGUAAGAUGUUCACCGGAGACUUCAACUCUCAACCCAACUCUGUCCCGUACUUGGUACUUACACAGCCACGCGCCCAACUAAAUACUCAGCAACGCACCUCCAUAGAGGCCAGCACCGCGUACCGCUACUCAGAGCGGCGUAACCUCGGCAAAGAGUACAGUAUGGAAGAAGAGGAAGAGGAAGAGGAAGAGGAAGAGAAGAGAGAGUACGAGUACGACCAAGGCACUGAUCCGUGGAAUACUCCGAGACCCGAUGAGUUCGACUCUACCGAGGAACAACGCCAGCUGGUGAACAACCUGAUUGAUCGAUGCAACGACGUGCCCUUGUGCGCCACGUCGCUGUACUCGAUCGGCUACCACACGGUAGACCCCACCCACAUCGCAGACCACCACGAACCCGAGCUCUCGAGCUGGUCCACCAAAUGGGCUGGCCUGCUGGACUACAUAUUCUACGUGAACCAGAGACCAAGCACACCCGCAACAUUCGAGACCGCAAACAACAUUGCCAUCGCGGGCUACUUGCAAAUGCCUACACAUGCACAGAUGCACAACCACUCCCAGCCGUACACAGGAGAGUACCCAUCAGACCACAUAUCCAUGAUGUGCGCCUUAGAAAUAUACUAG
Molecule: messenger RNA, 1416 nt
Organism: Nakaseomyces glabratus
Lineage: Eukaryota; Fungi; Ascomycota; Saccharomycetes; Saccharomycetales; Saccharomycetaceae
Gene: NGL3
Product: 3'-5' poly(A) RNA exonuclease
Molecular function (GO): poly(A)-specific ribonuclease activity
Source: RefSeq, a predicted model, not a curated record